CACCGAUUUAAAGUACAUGUGUGUACCAAGAAAUUGGUUCCUUUCAAUAGUUUCAAUAAAUCUCCCUGUCUCGAAGUGACGCGCUUUUCAAAACUUUCAGAGAUAAUUUACCCUUAUCACGCUCAGAGUGAUUACAUCGUUAAAUAGUUCAUAUUUAGAAAAUGUACUUUGACUCACUGUCGUAACUAGCACUCAAUCUAAGACGAAACUGUCUGGCUGUUUUAUUGCCCACCCUCCUAUAUAAGCGGCCAACUUUCACCAUGUGUUCACCAUUCGGCAAUAUACCGAGAACAACAAACAGUGAAGAAUGAAUUCUGUAUCUAUCUUAUACUUAGUUGCAGGACUAGCAUCUGUUGCAGCCCUAAGGUGUUGGGAAUGUAACAACGUCGGAUCAAACGAGGAAUGUAUACAGCAAGGGAAACUCGUGCAAUGCGGAACUAACCAGGAUGCUUGCCAAAUUGAGUUACGUCACGGGGGCUGGGGUUAUAAAGUAAUGAUCUCUAAAAGAUGCAAACAGUCACAAGCAUGCGAGAACAACUUUAAUCAGAACCCUCAAAGUGCUUGGGAGUUCACGCAAUGCAAUCUACGCGUCCCAUCAUCAGUGUGUAGAUGUUGUUGUAAGGGGAAUGAAUGCAACAAGGGAAGUCUCACUUGCUGGACUGACAAUGCAACAUGUGUGCCUUCCCACACUAACCCACGCAAUGGCCGAGUGAGUUGCACCAACACUAAUGAAGUUGGAAGUAGUUGUUCCUUUGAUUGCAACACAGGAUACAGAUUGAUUGGUUCACCUACAUCAGUUUGUCAGGAUGAUCAGACUUGGGACAGAAGCGCGCCCGAAUGUAGACCGUUGGUUUGUAGACCACGACUUAUGGCGCCAUCUAAUGGUUUUAUGACAUGCGACAAAGGGAAUUACAUCGAAAGUGAAUGUUCGUUUAGAUGCAACGUUGGGUAUAGAUUGGAAGGCAGUGAGACUUCAGUUUGUCAAAAUGAUGAAACAUGGAGCAAUGCUGCCCCCGAGUGUCAACCCAUCUUAUGCCCUCCACCACAUGUUGCGCCACCAAAUGGAAAUGUCAAGUGUACGAAUAAUAAUCUUCUCGGCAGUAGGUGCAGAUUCAAGUGCAACAAAGAUUAUGCUUUGGUUGGUGAUCGACUAUCAACUUGUGUUGAAAGCAACAACAGACCUUAUGAUAGUGACGGUGUAUGGAACACUCCUGCACCAAAAUGUCAAAGAAUCACUUGCAUACCUGACAUGAAGUCACCACUACAUGGCAGUAUGGAGUGCACUGAUGGAUCAAAUGCGGGGAGCAGAUGUACAUUCCAUUGUGAAGAUGGCUACAGCAUGAUUGGUAGCAUGUACACAGCAUGUGUGGAUGAGAUUGGAACCUUAAGAGGGGUAUGGCAGAACCCAGCACCUGUGUGUAGACCAAUCCAGUGCACCCCAAGCCAAGAAGAUCCAGAUAACGGCCGCGUUUUCUGUUCCAAUGGAAUACAACUUGGUUCAGUUUGUCGUUUCAUGUGUAGUCAUGGUUACGCAAUGUUAGGAACGGGCAUGACAACUUGUUUGAACGACGGGAACGGAGACACCAUUGGCACCUGGAGCGCACCACCGUCACGAUGCAAACCAAUUGUAUGCUUGCCACUCCACGAGGCUCCCACUAAUGGGUUUGUGUCGUGCACCAAUGAUGCCUACCUCGGGAGUGUAUGCCACUUUACCUGCGCUGAUGAUUAUAAACUAAUGGGCAAUCCAACUUGCACUUGUAAUGAGGGGCGUGAUGGGGGCGUGGUAGGCAGAUGGAGCGACUUUGCACCAGUGUGUAGGCGCAAGACUUGUCCAGGAGGUUUAAUGGACCCUUUGAACGGUGGAACAGUUUGUUCAGAUGGUAUUUUCCUUGGUUCUCAAUGUGAAUUUGUAUGCGAUGAAUAUCACAUGAGAGUUGGAGCACUGUACAGUACUUGUGUUGAGUUGGAUGAUGGAUCUGUUGAAUGGGACCAACCUACACCUCGUUGCAGACCAAUCACGUGUCCGGAUCAAUUCCCUCUUCCUCAUGGAGAGAUGAGUUGUACGAAGAGUAACUUCGCCACCUCCCGUUGUAACUUCAAAUGUACAGCUGAGAAAUAUCAGUUAUAUCCACCUGGUGUAACCGAGAAUCAUUGCAUGAAUAACUCAAGGUGGAAUAUUGAGAAGCCGUGCUGUGCAAGAUCAUGUCCUCCCUUCGCUGUGAUGGACUUUGUUGUGAUCCUCGAUUCUUCUUCUUCUGUUGGAUCCGAAAACUGGAUGAAAAUAAAAACUUUCACCCACCAAUUUUUAUCAACUUUCAUUCUUUCACCUGAAGGAAGCCAGUACUCUGUGUUCCGGUACAACAGAAAUGUUGAUAUCAACUCACAGAUUUUGCUGAAAGACCAUCCUACAAAUAUAGAGGACUUCAUUUACGCAUUCGAACAAAUUCCAUAUGAUGGUUCAGGAACACACACAGGGAAAGCUAUUAACCACGCAGUUGACAUUGUACUUGCCCCCGGGAAUGGAAAUCGCGUCAACGCUCGUGAUAUUGUGUUGGUUAUCACUGAUGGUAAAUCGCAAGACGACGUUGGAGGACCCGCGUUAAGACUUCGGCAAACAGGAGCAACUGUAUUUGUCCUCCCCAUUAUGCCACCUAAGGGAAGAUUAGACAUGAGACAAGUCCGACAGAUCGCAGGAUCGGAAGACAACAUCAUAAAGGAUGCAAUCGAAGGAGGGUUCGAAGCACUCACUGAACAUUUCUCAAAGAAAGUGAGCAACAUCAUAUGUGGAAACCCAUGUAAACAUGUUUUACACGACCAUCUGGCUUUGUAAUGUAAUUUUCUCAUGAUUGUGAUGUAACAAUGUUGUUUUUGUUAUGUCACAACAUCUUAAUUGUGGCAUAAUAUUCUCUUUGUUUUAUCAAUUAAAAUAGCUUUUUCCUAUUAAUCUGCUUUUAAUGAUUAAAAACUUUUAAUGAUACUGAUUUUGAAACUAAUCAAAUCAUUGUAAAUGAUAUGUUUUUCUGAUUUUUAAUUAUUUAUAUUAUUCUGAUUCUUAAUUUUGAUUUGGAAUUGCCAUUAUUUUUGUUGUGUGUCAAUUUAUUUUGCUUUGUUGUUUAAAAUAAAGAAACAAACAUUUUGAAA
Ciona intestinalis (vase tunicate) is the source of this 3141-nucleotide messenger RNA. The record is from RefSeq and is a predicted model, not a curated record. NCBI's taxonomy places the organism in Eukaryota, Metazoa, Chordata, Ascidiacea, Phlebobranchia, Cionidae.